AGAGAGACACACACUCUGACACAAAUAGAAAGGAGCUUCCCUCUUUGGGGAGUUUGAACCAUCGGAUAGUUAGUUGGAGCUCCAGUGGCAUGUUUCCAUCGAUGCGACCCUGCGAGCUGCAAAGGCCUUUUCUGCUUUCACUCAUUCCAGCUGACGACUAAUCCAGGAUGGACCAUGGAGACCAUGGAGACCGUGGGACGGGCGUCUCUCACCUGCGCUAUGAGGACGAGGAGGACCAUCAGUCCAUCUACAUAGGCGUCCCGGUGCCUCGGGGAUACCGACGCAAACGCAGGCGAAGGCGCUCGAGUCGCGAGGCGGCUGAAAUGGACCGGGGCAGACACUUCACCCACCGCAGGCCAGAAGAGCACAACCGCUACGGCGACGUCGAGGAAGGACUGCUGGAAUCAAAUGAGCCGAGUCUACAAGACAUCAACCACACAGUGUCGCCAGCGGCAGAGCGGCUACGUUACAUCCUGAACGAAGAUGAUGACAUGCCCACGCCGACACUCUUCACUGAGAUGGACACUCUACAGCGAGAAGGAGGCGAGCUGGAGUGGAAGGAGUCGGCCAGGUGGGUAAAGUUCGAAGAGAAGGUGGAAGAAGGCGGCGAGAGGUGGAGUAAACCACACGUGUCCACGCUGUCCCUGCAUAGUCUUUUUGAGCUCAGGACGUGUCUGCAGACGGGAACGGUGCUGCUGGACCUGGAAGGCUACUCACUACCGCAGAUAAUUGAUGACAUCAUUGAGAGACAGAUAGAGGAAGGCAUGAUAUCUCCGGAACUAAGAGACAAAAUCAGUUUUGUCCUGCUGAGGAAACAUCGACACCAGACCAAGAAGCCAAUCCACCGCUCGCUAGCCGACAUUGGCAAGUCCACCUCCUCCAGCAAUCGUAACGUGGGGCCCCGAGGUGGGCAGGGGACAGGGACAGGGACAGGGACAGGGACUGGACCGGGGCCAAUAGCGAACUUUAAUCGAUCCACAGAGGACCUCCGAAUCAAACAGCAGUCUGCCAACUACGGCCGCCUGCGUCAUGCACAGAGUAGGAGUAUGAAUGAUAUUGCAGAUUCUCCCAGCUCAGACCAGCUAAGAAAUAAAUUCAUGAAGAAAAUACCCAGGGAUGCCGAGGCUUCCAACGUCUUGGUGGGGGAAGUGGAUUUCCUCAGCAAACCUUUCGUAGCCUUUGUCCGCCUGGCCCAGGCUACAACGCUGGGCGGUCUCACCGAGGUCCCCGUUCCCACCAGAUUCUUGUUUAUUCUCCUGGGACCGCACGGGAAAGCCAAGUCAUAUAAUGAGAUUGGCCGAGCCAUUGCAACCCUAAUGGUGGAUGACCUCUUCAGCGAUGUAGCUUACAAGGCCAGAGACCGCGAGGACCUCAUCGCGGGCAUAGACGAGUUUUUGGAUGAAGUGAUUGUGCUGCCGCCUGGAGAAUGGGAUCCCAAAAUUCGCAUUGAGCCGCCCAAGAAAGUCCCAACGGCUGACAAAAGGAAAUCUGUGUUUUCCUUAAACGAGUUGGGGCAGGGGAACGGUGCAGCCGGAGGAGGAGGAGGCCAGUCAGAAGACGAGGAGAUGCCGCCGCAACACGAGCUUGGAGAAGAGCUGGCAUUCACUGGACGCUUCUGUGGUGGUCUGUACCUGGACAUAAAGCGGAAGUUGCCGUGGGUGCCCAGCGAUAUCUAUGAGGGUUUCCACCUACAGUCCAUCUCCGCGGUGCUCUUCAUCUACUUGGGCUGCAUCACCAACGCCAUAACCUUCGGGGGGCUGCUGGGAGAUGCUACCGACAACUACCAGGGUGUGAUGGAGAGUUUCCUGGGAACAGCUCUUGCUGGCUCUGUCUUCUGCCUCUUCAGCGGUCAGCCCCUCAUCAUCCUCAGUUCCACUGGACCCAUCCUCAUCUUUGAAAAGCUCCUGUUUGAAUUCAGCAAGAGCAACGGCAUAGAUUACAUGGAGCUCCGUCUGUGGAUCGGCAUGCACUCCUGCCUGCAGUGUUUCAUCCUGGUUGCUACAGAUGCCAGUUUCAUCAUUAAAUACAUGACGCGCUUCACCGAGGAGGGCUUCUCCAGCCUCAUCUCCUUUAUCUUCAUCUCUGACGCCAUCAAGAAGAUGGUGGGCUCCUUCAAAUAUUACCCCAUCAACACCGACUUUAAGCCUGACUACGUCACUACGUACAAGUGUGAAUGCUUGGCUCCGGACCUGAUUCCAAUACCAGAUAACAGCUCUAGUGUCUCUGGGUCGAAUGUGACAGGUUUGGACUGGAGCCAGCUGAGCAAGAAGGAGUGUCUUAAGUACGGAGGCUCUCUGGUGGGAAACACCUGCAAGUUUGUCCCUGAUUUGGCCCUCAUAUCCUUUAUUCUCUUCUUUGGCACCUAUUCCAUGACUGUGAGCCUCAAGAAGUUCAAGUCCAGUCGCUACUUUCCCACCAAGCUGCGGAAACUCAUCAGUGACUUUUCUAUCUUCAUGUCCAUCAUGACGUUUGUGGGGCUUGAUAUGUUGUUGGGGCUCAAAACUCCCAAGCUAAUCGUCCCCACAGAAUUUAAGCCAACCCGACCGGGUCGCGGCUGGCUGGUGAUGCCGUUCGGUAAGAACCCGUGGUGGGUUUACGUGGCCAGCUCCGUCCCUGCGCUCCUCGUCACCAUCCUCAUCUUCAUGGACCAGCAGAUCAGCGCCGUCAUUGUCAACCGCAAGGAGAACAAACUCAAGAAAGGCUGUGGGUACCACCUCGACCUGUUCUGGGUGGGCGUCCUGAUGGCCGUCUGCUCCUUCCUGGGCCUCCCCUGGUACGUCGCCGCCACCGUCAUCUCCAUCGCUCACAUCGACUCGCUGAAGAUGGAGAGCGAGUCGAGCGCUCCGGGAGAGCAGCCUCAGUUCCUCGGGGUCAGAGAACAAAGAAUGACAGGCAUUUUGGUAUUUGCCCUCACUGGAGUCUCCAUCUUCCUCGCUCCAGUACUUAAGUACAUCCCCAUGCCCGUGCUGUACGGUGUCUUCCUCUACAUGGGCGUAGCUUCGCUCAGUGGAAUCCAGUUCUGGGACAGGAUUAAGUUGUACAUGAUGCCCUCCAAGCACCAGCCCGACUUCCCUUACCUGCGUCAUGUUCCUCUGAGGAAGGUCCAUCUCUUCACACUGGUCCAGAUCGCCUGUCUGGCUGUGCUCUGGACCCUCAAAUCCACCUUCUUGGCCAUCAUCUUCCCGGUUAUGAUACUGGGUCUGAUGGUUGUCCGAAAGAUGCUGGACAUGGUCUUCUCCCAGCACGACCUGGCCUGGAUAGACGACCUCCUUCCAGGGAAAGACAAGAAGAAGAAGAAGGAUGACGAUAAGAAGAAGGGAAAGGAGAAGAAAAAGCCCAAGCUAGACGACAGUGAGGAGGAGGACAAGUGUCACGCCUACUCCAACCACUCACCCAGCCCAGACUCAGACGUGGAUCGCAGCAUCACCCUCCACCUGAAGAUCUCCUGCCCGUCGUCUCCGUCCGUGCCCAUGGGCCGAGGAAUGUCCUGCCCCGUGCCCCAGGUCAAAAUCGAGAUGGAGUCGGACUACGACUCAGACAGCGACCACCACCGCCCUCGGGACAUUAGCAGCGAGACCACGUUAUGAAGCUCAGACUCUACACGUCUUUGUUGACAGAACAACGCACAACACAAAAGUGUGGGCCGAUUACACAGCGCGGCCAGUGCUGACCCGCGGCGACGCCGGCUGCGAGCAAGCUGACCCCCGAACGGACCGACUGAAGUUGGACUGAUCACUGCAGCUUCGUUGGCUUUUAAACUGGUGCAGCUUUGACAGAUUUUGCUUUGAAUAAUAUAUUGAAUAUAUUUAUUUGUUUAUUUGUAUAAUGUAAAUGGCCGUAAUAACAGAGUACAUCUAUAUUUGUUUGCGCUAUAUAGGAUUAUGUAGUAAAUGUGCUAAUAAGGAUACAAAUUAGCUGUAUGAUGAUAUUGUACUAUCGUUUCAGAUCAGUGUGUGUGUACAGGGUUUUACUUUGAGGCAGGAGAUGUGAAAACAGGCUCCAUCUUAGUAACAGUAGCAUAUUAGUGUUUUGGUAUUUAUUUGAUUGUGCUGUUGUUUGCCUCUGAACCCAGACAACCAACUGUCCUUUCCCUGUCUCCCCCCCAGUUCUACACAUUAACCCUGGAACAAAAAGAAACAACCAAAAACUCCUGAUGUUGUUGAAAUGGAUCGAUUUAUUAGGAACGCAAUAGCAAAUGGGUGUGUACUUUUGUUUUUAUUCUCAAAGACUCUGUAUGAGAACAUAAUUAACUUGAACCACAACACUUCAUGCUUAUGUCAAUAAGAGGAAAUUGACGGACAUCAUUUAUGUAAUUAAAAUAGUUACUCUAAA
Messenger RNA from Gasterosteus aculeatus aculeatus (three-spined stickleback), 4332 nucleotides. RefSeq names its product solute carrier family 4 member 5a (gene slc4a5a). Gene Ontology annotation, cellular component: plasma membrane. Lineage: Eukaryota; Metazoa; Chordata; Actinopteri; Perciformes; Gasterosteidae. The record is from RefSeq and is a predicted model, not a curated record. Gene Ontology annotation, biological process: bicarbonate transport; monoatomic anion transport; regulation of intracellular pH. Gene Ontology annotation, molecular function: sodium:bicarbonate symporter activity; monoatomic anion transmembrane transporter activity; solute:inorganic anion antiporter activity.